This is a messenger RNA of Talaromyces rugulosus, 1128 nucleotides long. RefSeq lists its product as uncharacterized. NCBI's taxonomy places the organism in Eukaryota, Fungi, Ascomycota, Eurotiomycetes, Eurotiales, Trichocomaceae. The coding region runs from base 1 to 1128 and encodes 375 amino acids. The record is from RefSeq and is a predicted model, not a curated record. The transcript is spliced from 2 exons.
AUGGCAGCGGCCGCUCCCUCAACAUCUGCCGUGUCGCCAAAUCCGACCUCGCCCAUUACUACUUCAUCUUCCAUCUCGUCGACUUCUACUACCCUCCCUCCGACAAGCACGAGCACGAGCACCACCAGCACCACUAGCAGUACGUCGACUUCGAGUUCGACGACAUCGUCGUCAUCCACAACCACUACGACCUCGUCCACUUCGACUACAACAUCGUCAAGCUCGACCUCGACCUCGACAUCUUCAAGCACCACGUCAUCUAUUCCACCCACCACUGUUGUUAUCACAUCGACUUCAUCCGCCACACAGCCUUCGGAAACUCAGACGACAGGUGUAACUUCCACCACUUCUUCAGCGACUUCUCUUGCGACGGGCGCAGCCGCUUCCUCGGGUUCUUCCGGACUGUCGGCUGGAGGCACAAUUGCUGUUGCUGUUGUUGUCCCUGUAGUCUCGGUCGGUCUGAUUAUUAUCGUUCUGAUAUGGUGGUGGAGAAAACGCAAGGCCAACAAACUGGCCGAGGAAGAACGACGUAAAGAGGUGGAGGAAUACGGGUUCAACCCGAACAAUGACCCCUCUGUACCGGGGGUUGCAGCAGCUUCUGUGUCCAACAAGUACAGUGACCGAUACGAGGAUGGUGGCUCCGGGUACCGAGGCUGGGGAACAACUUCGCACCCACGCAACCCAUCUACCAACCUGUCGAGUGGAGCCGGAAUGAGCAUUCCAAUGUCUGAAACUGGCAGUGCCGCUGGCUACGGGCGCAACACCGCCUCGCCAAAUGAUGCACCGGUGCAGUACGGCGACGGUUCGGUGAGACCCGAUUCUGGUGAAGUUGCUGCCGGAGCCAACGACAGUGAUAUCCGCCGUGGGACGUCGAACGCGUCGUCGGCGUACUCGGCUGGGGUGCACUCUGAAGGAUCGGAAGAUGCUCAUAUGGUGAACGCAGGGACUGGCCACUACUACGAUGAAAACAGCGCGUACUACCACCCAUCGCAGGCGCAGUACGGCGAUCCCACAUAUGGAUCGGCGGCCCCGGUGAUCCGCGAUGUUCAAGCCCGCCGCAACACGCGCAUCGAGAACGCAGCAGUGUACCCACAGCAGGGCAAUGCCGGAAUCGCGCAGAACUUCUAG